Molecule: messenger RNA, 3960 nt
Organism: Lontra canadensis (Northern American river otter)
Lineage: Eukaryota; Metazoa; Chordata; Mammalia; Carnivora; Mustelidae
Gene: SENP5
Product: SUMO specific peptidase 5
Exons: 10
Coding region: 212-2476 (754 amino acids)
Biological process (GO): protein desumoylation
Cellular component (GO): nucleus
Molecular function (GO): deSUMOylase activity
Source: RefSeq, a predicted model, not a curated record
GUGAGCGCCGGCGUCGCGGCGGCGGCUGUGAAGGAAGCUCGGUGGCUGUGGCCGCUGCGAGCAGGCCGGGCACCUCCUCACUGACCAGGUUCCAUAGACCUGGCGAAGGCGGGGCCGCAGGCUGAGCUGCCGCAGUAUCUCGACCCCCGGUGCGGUAGGUGCCGGCAGCGAGGGACGUAGCUUCAUCAAGAUCUCAUUAUGCAUCAGAAAAAUGAAAAAACAGAAGAAAAUUCUAUGGAGGAAAGGAAUUCAUUUAGCCUUUUCUGAGAGAUGGAAUACAGGGUUUGGAGGUUUUAAGAAGUUCUGCUUUCACCAACACUUAUGCGUUCUGAAAGCCAAAUUGGGAAGGCCAAGUACUUGGAGCAGGCAGUUGAGGCAUUUCCAUUGUAGAAAGAAGGCCCUUCAAAUCCAGAAAACGUGGAUCCAGGAUGCACCUUUUUUUGCUAAGACAAAGUCCAGUGUGGCUGCUCAAAAUGUUAGUACUUUGUCCUCUAGAGUGAAAAGAAAAGACUCUAAACACUUCAUUUCCUCCUCAAGGACCCUUUUAAGACUCCAAGCAGAGAGGCUGCUGUCCUCAGCAAAGAACUCUGACCAUGAAUACUGUGGAGAGAAAAGUGUCUUGAAGGCAGUUGCUGACUUACCAGGAAAUAAUGUUUUAGGUCAGGCCAAUGGUCACAGACCUAGGACGGAGCCACAAGCUUCUGACUUUCCUAUGAAGUUCAAUGGGGAGAGCCAAAGUCCAGGUGAGAGUGGCACAAUUGUGGUCACCUUGAGCAACCAUAAGAGAAAGCGCUUUUGUUAUGGCUGCUGCCAAGGUUUGGAGCACCAUAGGAAUGGGGGACCCCUGAUUCCAAAAAAGUUUCAACUUAACCAACAUAGAAGAAUAAAAGUAUCUCCUUUUAUGAUGUAUGAGAAAUUAUCCAUGAUUAGAUUUCGGUACAGGAUUCUCAGAUCCCAGCACUUCAGAACAAAAAGCAAAGUUUGCAAACUAAAAAAAGCCCAGCGAAGCUGGGUGCAGGUCACUGGGGACCAUCAAGAGACCCUUAGGGAGAACGGUGAGGGUGGCAGUUGCAGCCCAUUCCCUUCCCCAGAACCUAAAGACCCUUCUUGUCGGCAUCAGCCAUACUUUCCAGAUAUGGACAGCAAUGCUGCGGUGAAGGGAAAGAACUCUCAUGUGCCUGAUGGCCACACUAAAGGAAGCCCUUUCUUGGGCAAGGAGCUUAGUUUAGAUGAAGCAUUCCCUGACCAACAGAAUGGCACUGCCACAUAUACCUGGGACCAGUCACCCUGUUCCUCUCCUAAGUGGGAGUGUACAGAGCUGAUUCAUGACCUUCCCUUACCAGAACAUCAAUCUAGUAACGUGUUGAUCUCGGAAACCGAAAGAGAAGUCAUGACUCUGGGUCAGGAAAAUCGGACAAGUACUGUCAGUGAUGACAGAGUAAAACUGUCAGUGUGUGGGGCAGAUCAAUCUGUGAGUAGUGUAGAUGGGCCUGUGUCUGAAAAGCCUGUUCAGAAUGAGAGCUCAUGCCAAAUGGAUGAGGAUGGAUCUCUCAAGCAGAACAUUCUUAGUUCUAAGUUGCUGGACCACCCUUACUGUAAAAGUCCACUGGAGGCUCCCCUGACAUGCAGUGGACUCAAACUAGAAAAUCAAGCAGGAAGUGGGAAGAACAGUCAGAAAGCCUCUCCAGUGGAUGAUGAGCAGCUGUCCAACUGCCUUUCUGGAUUCCUAGAUGAGGUUAUGAAGAAGUAUGGCAGUUUGGUCCCACUCAGUGAAAAAGAUGUCCUUGGAAGACUAAAAGACGUCUUUAAUGAAGACUUUUCUAAUAGAAAACCAUUUAUCAAUAGAGAAAUAACAAACUAUCGGGCCAGACAUCAAAAAUGCAACUUCCGCAUCUUCUAUAAUAAGCACAUGUUGGAUAUGGAUGAUCUGGCAACUCUGGAUGGUCAGAAUUGGUUGAAUGACCAGGUCAUUAAUAUGUAUGGUGAGCUGAUAAUGGAUGCAGUCCCAGACAAAGUUCACUUCUUCAACAGCUUUUUUCAUAGACAGCUGGUAACCAAAGGAUAUAAUGGAGUAAAAAGAUGGACUAAAAAGGUGGAUUUGUUUAAAAAGAGUCUUCUGUUGAUUCCUAUUCACCUGGAAGUCCACUGGUCUCUCAUUACCGUGACACUCUCUAAUCGAAUUAUUUCAUUUUAUGAUUCCCAAGGCAUUCAUUUUAAGUUUUGUGUAGAGAAUAUAAGAAAGUAUUUGCUGACUGAAGCCAGAGAAAAAAAUAGACCUGAAUUUCUUCAGGGUUGGCAGACUGCUGUUACAAAGUGUAUUCCACAACAGAAAAAUGACAGUGACUGUGGAGUCUUUGUGCUCCAGUACUGCAAGUGCCUCGCCUUAGAGCAGCCUUUCCAGUUUUCCCAAGAGGACAUGCCCCGAGUGCGGAAGAGGAUUUACAAGGAGCUGUGUGAGUGCCGGCUCAUGGACUGAAACUCAGCAGGGACUCUGGGAGGUCUGACCAAGUUGAAGCAGAUGGUUUGUUACUUGAAUCUCCAAACACUUAUUUGAAUUUUUACAGAUAUUUCAGAUCAGUGGUGUUGGGCCACUAUUGUUACCUCAAAUUUGUUUUUUUGCCCUAUUCAUUUCUCUAGCUACCGUGUACUAUUUUUUAAUGUUCAGUUUGGUUUCAUUUUUAAUUUUAUGGGUUCCGUGUGUUUCCCCCCAUAUUUAAUAUUUAUUAUCCAAACGCAUGCAUAUAGACAGAGCAUGCAGUGCAGAGUAUUAAAAAAAAAAAGAAAAAAAAAAAGCCUAGUAGAUUUGGUGCGGCUUUUGAAACUUAGUUAGACGUGAACUGAAUACAGGUUUAAAAUUUUUAAUCCCAGAACCUAAAAGUGCAGGAUGUUUUUAAUUCAACGUAACUCUGAGAAUGAUUUGUUCCCUGGGGCGUAAAGGGUAGCUAGGAGUGGUGGUUUUGACAAAGCCAGUCCUUUUACCUGCUGCACCUUUCAUUGACUUCCCUCUCCCAAGUGAGUCUUGCCGAGUGAGUUGCAUUCCUUUUGAAGGGUGAGAAGUGGCCAAAACCUGACUGGUGUGUUCUGUUUAGAGAGGCACAUAUAAAGCACAGUGCCUACUAUGGGAGGAGUUAAUUGAGGUGGGAGAAAAAGACAACUUUGGAUGUCCAGUUAAGACAUGAGAAAUUUCAAUCUUGGCUUUAAGAAUUGUAACAAAAAGGCCUAAGUCUUAUGAAGGCUUUGGCUGGAACACUGAAUUCUCUGGAUUUUUGGUUUUGGCCCAUUAAAAAUGUUAAUAUCCAUUAAACUAGUGGUCAAACACAUGAGAAUUCAGCCUUUCUGAGUACAAGCUGUUAUCCUUGUGUUGUCUCCCAUAUGGAAGAAAUUAAGAUUUGCCAAACACCUUUUAUUCUUCAAAGGUGUUUAAAAUAUAAAUCUUCAAAACUAAAGACUGACCAGGUCUUUUGCAGAUGGGUAGGGAGGAGAGAAGAGGAAGGGUAAGAAGACUGGACUGCAGAGGAGCACAGCAGAUAAUGUAUUUGCUCUUCCCUCUGGUCAUCUCAGCAGCAUGCAGGGCUCCUCAUCUGGCCUCUCCUGACCACCCUGAGACUCCAGCGCAGGGGUCUUUUUUUCACUUCUAUCAGCCUCGCCUACUGGGGGAAAGCAGAAGUGACCCUGUCCUUAUGCUUAGCUGUAGUAGGAUUAAAGUAAUGGAUCUUGCAUCUUUAUUCUAGCCUUUUGUGAUACUUGAAAGGAAAGGGAAUCUGGAAGGAUGCAUGUUAAAUUACCCAAUUAUCUUUUCUGAAGUGGGGCAGAAAAAAACACAAAGGUGUAUGUAAGAGUCUCAGAAGUUUACCAGAAUACCAAGUAAAUGACAGAAGAUACUUGGCAUUAUGCCUGUUUAGGUGUGACUAUUGAAAAUAAGCAGCUGAAACAUGCAGUUUAAACUUGGCCAGAAGGUGA